Racocetra persica is the source of this 591-nucleotide messenger RNA. The record is from the annotation of a GenBank genome assembly. Lineage: Eukaryota; Fungi; Glomeromycota; Glomeromycetes; Diversisporales; Gigasporaceae.
GUUCUUGGUGGUCUUGUUAGUGGUACGGAAGAAUCUCGUGGUCCAAUUACACUAGAUCGACCAAACCGACAAUGGGAUUAUCCUUUCGGAUGGGCACCACAUCAAAUAAUGACAUGGCGUGGUUUAGAAAAUUAUGGUUAUAUGACAGAUGCUCGACGAUUGGCGUAUCGUUGGCUGUUUACCAUCACAAAAUCAUUCGUAGAUUUUAACGGUGUCGUUCCAGAGAAAUAUGAUGUAGUUACAUUAAGUCACCUUCUUAAAGUGGAAUACGGAAAUGUAGGUGUGGACUUCAAAUUUGUACCACGAGAAGGUUUUGGUUGGAUGAAUGCUUCAUAUCAAGUCGGUUUAUCCUACUUAACAAGUCAUAUGAGAAGAGCUUUAGGUGCAUGUACAAGUCCUGAAGUUUUCUUUAAGCAUAAAUUUACAAAAGAUGUUCCUGCAGUACCUUUAGAAAAUACUUCGGUAUCGGACCAUCAACGACUAAAAGCUCUUGUUCUUGAAAUUGAUCAAAAUUUAGCAUCAUCAUCAUCGAUUUCUGAUUCAAACACCGUUGAUGCAACAGUCAUAAAAGAUGAUACACCGCCAGUAAAA